This is a messenger RNA of Tachysurus vachellii, 773 nucleotides long. It is a transcript of the gene fxyd11, whose product is annotated as FXYD domain containing ion transport regulator 11. Gene Ontology annotation, biological process: regulation of monoatomic ion transport. The transcript is spliced from 9 exons. The record is from RefSeq and is a predicted model, not a curated record. Gene Ontology annotation, cellular component: membrane. The coding region runs from base 16 to 453 and encodes 145 amino acids. NCBI's taxonomy places the organism in Eukaryota, Metazoa, Chordata, Actinopteri, Siluriformes, Bagridae. Gene Ontology annotation, molecular function: ion channel regulator activity.
UGGUGGUACAAUCUCAUGAGACGUUACAGCUCUACGUUUGGAGCAGACAUACAAGAAGAAGAGGAACAACAACAAGAAGGAGAAGAAGAAGAAGCGGAGGAGUUUUUUCAAGGUAAAAGGAAAGACAGAUUUGACUACGUGCACUUCCUGGGUGUCGCAUCCAGCACGUAUCCACACAUCGUUCAUCAUCAUCAUCAUCAUCAUCUCAUAUCCUGUGGAAAAAGGAGACAGGAACCGGGAAAGAUGAGCCGGUUGACACUGCUCGUUCUCCUGACAGUUCUCAGUGGAUUCUUAAAUGAAGCUGAAGCCAAUCCAUUUGUUUACAAUUAUGACAGGCUGAGGAUUGGAGGCAUUAUCUUCACGGUCCUGCUUGUAAUAGGAGCGAUCUUUCUCCUUUUUCAUGACAAAUGCGGCACAAAGAAGAAAAGCGAUGACGCUACCAGUCAGAUUUAAACACGACGUCAGAUUGCCAUCAGAUUGUAAAAACAGGCCUAUAUUCAGUUGUGAAGGAUCUGAUUUAGAGAUGAAACGUUGAAUUGCCCUGAAGUUAAAGUGCACUUUUGCACUUAAUAAAUUAACCUGGAGUCUUUGUUUCUCUUCACGCUCCUUAGCUGGGUUUUAGUUCAACACUUCAGGCUUUGGUGCAGAGUUAAAGUAGUGGAAUAUUAUGUUGUUUAGAGACUUAGAAAUGCAUUAGAAGUCUAUGCUGUAGUUUGUAUCUUGUAUCUGUAACAUAACAGUACAUUAAACCUGCAGUAUGAUUUAAUACUAAA